GAAUCUUUCCGAUCCAUCCAGUGUGCCAUGUGGUUUCACGCCGAGUCCACCGUGGUUUCACGUCGACUUCAGCGUUUCUCCACGUCGAACCGCUUUGGGGAACUGCCCAGCGCACCCUCAAGUCUCGCUUCUGGCCGGUCAGCAUGCAACUGGAUGAUGUCAUGGAAGAAGGCAGCCUGAAGUCGGCUGGAUCUCUUUCUCCAGGAUCUCGAAACUCCAGAAGUGCGCUAUCUUCCACUCCUAAGGCCAAGAAGAAGAAGAAGCGAUCAAGAGAUCGUUCCUAUUCCGAUCCCGACGCCUCCGGCGAGUCCGAGGAUCAGCUGUCCAGGAGCGGUUCAAGUGCCAGCCUUGGAAGUAUUGCCAUCAGUCCAGAUGUGGCUGGCAGAAGGAGAUCGCAGGUGAAUCCCGCCUUGGGCGACUUUAUCAAAGCUGGGACCAAGCCGAUCGUGUCCUCCUUGUCAGAACAUCAAUCCAGGGGAUGGAUCAUGGCGAGGAUUUGUGCCGUGGCGCACUCUUUGAUAAACGACAAUUAUUUGGCCAAUGUGACUGCAAUUGUUGUCUUGUUUGAUGCAUGGCUCACUUGCUACGACAUUGAUGCCAGAGCAGCAAGUAUUACAGACCCUUUGAUUACAACCCCAACUGUGGUGUCUGUCGCAUCUGAUUUAUGCUUGGUGGUGUACACUUUGGAGCUGAUCUUGUUCUUCUCAGUGCGUGGAAUUUGUGUCAUGAAGACCUUGUGGAGAGACUUUCUCUUCAUGGUGGAUCUGGGCGUGCUCGUGUGCGGCUACGCUGAGUUGAUUCUCAGUGCUUUGGGAAUGUUUGAUGCCAUGACACGGGUCGGGAUGCUGCGAUUGCUGCGGGUCGCAAGAAUACUGCGACUCACGCGGAUUCUUCGCAAGAGCGCAUCGCUCAAGGAGCUUCGCCGACUGCUGACAAUGAUGGCAACCUGCAUGAAAGCACUGGCAUGGUCUUUUCUGAUUUGCUUUGGAGUGAUGAGCUUCUGGGCAAUGCUGAUGGUGGAGAUGGUCUAUCCGAUCAUCUGGGAAUUGGGCCCGGAGAAGUUCCCCGACUGCGGUGAGCUUUGUGUGGAUAUCACCGGCUCCGUCAUGAAUGCAAACCUGCUGCUGUUCAAGACAGUCAUUGCAGGUGAUAGUUGGGGAGAGAUCGCGGUGCCCGUGAUUCAGGCCUAUCCCGCCACUGCGAUCAUUUUUGUUGGAUCUCAACUCACCCUGGUCUUCGGCGUGUUGAAUUUGAUUGUAGCCGUGGUCGUCGACACGUUUGCUGAAGCUCGCGCCCAUGACGUGCUAAAUCUGGCAGAGGAAAUGGAGCAAGAAAUGGUGACUGACAAGAAGUCCUUACAGAAAAUCUUCGAUCGAAUAGAUCACGAUCACAGUGGAACGGUGACCAUCGACGAACUGGUGGAAGGAGCUCGGAGAGAUCCUGAGUUUCAAAGCAGACUACAAGUGAUGGACAUCGACGAGGUGGAUCUCCAACAGCUCUUCGAGAUGAUCGACACUGAAGGCUGUGGUUAUGUGGAAGCAAGACAGUUCAUUGGACCUCUGAGCAGAUGGGUGCGAGACUCCAAGACUGCACCUCGGUUUGUCAAGUACAAUUUGAUGCGGAUGCUGAAUAAGCAUGAUGAGUUUGUGAAAUCAGUAGAUAUUCGAUUUGAGUUACUGGGUCGAAGACUGGAUGAGAUGAUGGAGGAGAUUCUGUAUUGUGGCAGGAUGGAUAGCCAUGCCGAGUCUUCCGAAGACAUGACUCCAGUCCAGCGAGUCGCAGCGAAGCGGCACAGUCACAGCAAGAUGACUCCAACAGGCUCACACAGCUUGCAAAACCAAUUCCGGCAGUUCCGGGCGACGAAGGCCCAGGGUGCUGCAGAAGAAGACGAGGCUGUGGAGCAGCCACAGGCGUCCAGUAGACCGACCUUCACGACCUUAAGAGGUCCUGGUGAUGAGAUUAUGCACUUGGAACACGAGUUGGCCGAAUCUUUCAGAUCCGCCAUGGAGGCCUUGCAGAAGUCUGUGAUGGAAUCGAUGAGUACUCUGAAGCGGAACACCAUCGUCACGGAGUCAACCGUUCACGAGUUGUUUACGUUAAUGUCGAGCCGAAUCCCGGCGCGUGGGCAGCUUGACAAAGCGUCGUAAGUUGGCCAAGGAGAACCCUUGCAUUGAUUUGGUGAUGCCUUGCAAAGCAGUUCCGGCAUCAGCGGCUUGUGGUAUCUGUUUGAUACCAAUGACGGCCAAUCGUUUCCUAGCCGCAACGAAACAA
Messenger RNA from Durusdinium trenchii, 2271 nucleotides. Lineage: Eukaryota; Dinophyceae; Suessiales; Symbiodiniaceae. The record is from the annotation of a GenBank genome assembly.